UUUGUGUGUGUAGGGAGGGAGCGUGUGAUAUGUCACCGCUGUGUUCUGUGUUCUUCACGCGUGUGUUUUCUCGUGCAGGAGGUGGCAGUCUGUUCGGUACGUCCCCAGCGUCCCUCGCCGCACUGCCUCCGUACGCUCACCUGCCCGGUGCCUACUCGAUGCUCAGCCACCCGCUCGCGGGUCUCCCGCUGCCGACGUCACCCAACGACUACACCGCGAUCAGCUCCCUCAACUACUCACAGACGACAGGUGGCGCUGGUUGGUGGAUGUCGGCGUCGGAGCACGUGCGUCGCAUGGCGGCACUGAACGACUACUUUGCGGCGGGUCUCAGCGUCGGCUUCCUCCCUACGUUUGGUACGGGGGUGCCUGACGGCGUCCGACCGUCCGGCUUUGAUGCGCUGCUGCAGCAAAGUCUGCUGGCGAGUCCAUCAUCACAAGAUCUCCGUCUGGGUAAGAACAAUUGCACGCCGUCAUCGUCAGCGUCAGCAUCAUUGUCAACACUGUCGUCAUCACCGUUGUCGCUCGUCAGCAGUGCUGCCCCCACUGUGUCAUCCCCGUCACAUUCCACGCCGAGGCCAUCUUCCAGGUCGAGGAGUCGGACACCGUCGUCCACUCCAUCCUCAGCAUCAACGAGCUCCAUCCCACCGUCAGCCAAGCAUGCCGUAACCACGACGACAACAGCAUUCAUUGUGCGAUCGCCCGUCGCCAGCACGAGCGCAGCGUCGUCAUCCGCGCCGCACACGAGCAGCUUCUUCCUACCGCCGGCGCCCUCUCCUGGCCGGCCGGACAAGUUGCCGUCGGCGACCGCGACAAAGUCGAACACUCCAAAGAGCAGCUCGGCGAGCGAGGGCAAGCAGAAGACGGCGGAGAGUUCCUCUGACAGUGAGGUGGCGGACAGCGAGGGUGCUGACGUUAGCUCGGGCAGCAGUGUCAGCUCAGACUCCGCUUCCGAUUCAACCGACAACGAUGACAUGAGUCUGCAGCAGGUAAAAGCUCAACUGAAGGCACGGCAGAAGGAGCUGCUUGCCCAGGAGAGGAAGCUGAAGCAGGAACAGAGGAAGUCGAUGGAGAAGAAGCUUCUCACUCACGAGCACAAGCAUCCUGACGAGUUGUCGCCGUCACCUUCCCAGCCACCAUCCUUCGUCUCGGUGCCUCCGAUCUCGGCAUGUAGUCUGCUGACCCAGGCAGCAUGUGCAGUUAGCAAUGAGACGGCCAUCGACCUGUCAAUGAAGUCGAGCCGCGAGCCGGAAACGCCUGCCAUACACUCCACUGAGAAACUAAAGAAGCUGUAUGCAGGUGCAAAUGCGGUUUCGUUACUUAAGCCACCCGCUGUGAUCGCAAAACCAAAGUACGACCCUCAGACUAUGACCCCAGAGGAACAUCAGGCUCGGCAGGAAGAGCUAAAGGAGCUGUUGGAAGCUCAACUGAAGCAGCAGCAGCAACAGCUAAAGCUCGCACGUAAGAUGGCUGCACAGCGAGAGAAGGAGCUCAGCAGUCAUCCUCAUCCUCAUCCGCAGCAGCAGCAGCAGCAGCAGCUCUCCCUUCUUAAACCCAGGGCUCGCGGUGGUCGCAGCACAAAGACGUCGCAGGACGGGGUCGGUAGAGGUCGCGGCCGGGGUCGAAUCACGUCGUCGAGUCGCGCCAUCGCGGCGGCGCGUAAGCAGCAGCAGAUGGCAGCGCAGCGCAUGCUGCAGCAGCAGCAACGCGUCUGGCAGCUCUCACAGACGAGCGAGGAGAGUGCAGACGACAGCAUGUCACACGUCAGCGUGCUGAGCAGCAGUGAGACGGCGGGCACGACGACAAAGCGCCACCACGAGGACAGCAGUGACUCGGCAGCGGCGGCCGCGACGAAGCGUAGAAGGGUGAUACGCGACGAGCGAGAGCUGCGCACACCUCUCGAGCGCGGCUGGCGGCGGCAGACUAAGAUCCGCGCGCUGAGCAUGUGUGGAGUGCGUGGCGACGUGCUGUACUUUGCACCGUGUGGUAAGAAGAUGCGGACGUACCCGGAGGUGCAGCGCUACCUGGAGAAGCACCGCAUUGCCGACAUCAGCCGCGACAACUUCAGCUUCAGCACCAAGAUGAACAUCGGAGAGUUCCUGGACCCCCAAGCCGACGGUCAGGGAUUCUUGGUGUUGACUGAGGAGGAGAUCAGAGCUCGCAUUGACGAAUUCCGUGCACGCAAGAUGAAGAAGAAGACCAUUGGCAAUGGUGUUGGAGCACGCGGUGGUGGCCAUCGCAAGAUGAACUGGAAGGGUGGUGCUAUUGGACAGAAACAAGGUGCCCGUGGCAAAAUGAUGCGCAAGGCAGAGGCAAUGAGGCAGAGCAAGCACAUGGCACAGCAGCGCCUCCUGGAGGCAGCGCAGGAAGCAAAGCGCAUGAGAGAGGAGGAGAAGAAGAGGCAGAAGGAGCAUGUGCGUCUGCAGCGGCAGCAGGAGAAAUUCUACCGAGCCGAGCAGCUGCGUCUAGAGAAGGAAUACCGAGCCCAGCAGUUGAUCGAGGCAAGGAAACGCAGACAAGAGAACAUCCAGCGGGAGAGACUGCAGGACGCCAUGCGCAAAGCACAGUAUCUGCAGGAGCGAGAGAUGAAGAGGCAGCAAGCCGUACUUCUAAAGCAUCAGGAACGGGAGAGAAGAAGGCAGCACAUGAUGUUAGUACGAGCGCUGGAAGCAAGAAAAAAGCAAGAGGAAAAAGAGAGGCUGAAGGAAGAAAGACGUGUGGAGAAGAGGCACGUAAGAGAGCAGAAAAUCGAGCAGCGGAGGCUGGAGAUAAUGCGAGCGAGAGAGAUGAAGAAGCCAGUCGAAGACAUGCAGUUGAAGGAACCCAAGGUGCUGCCCAACCUCGACCGCAUCCCAGGCGUGAAGCUGGCAGGCGAAGCCUUCGCUAACUGCCUCAUGGUCAUCGAAUUCCUACACAACUUUGGAGACACGCUUGAACUCGAUGAUGAGAAGCUUCCAUCUCUGAACACGCUACAGCUGGGUCUCAUCAAUGAUGAAGAACACAUCAGUGAACUGCUCGACACUGUCUGCAUGCUGCUGCGCAUUGCCCUGCGUGAUCCAGGCAUCCCAUUGCUGCCUGAGGCACGUACCAUAUUUGGGUCGUCGAUUCUCGACGUGACCUUGGACCAGGACAAUGUUUCGGAGCUUCUCAGACUCUACUUAUGGUGCAAAAACAGCAAGACAGACGGGUUUGUGAGUCUGUUAAAGGACCAACCUUUCACCGCCUGCUGCCCAACAGACAAGUCCGAAAUACUCGCACUACUCUGCAAUGAUCUUCUCAUGAACAAGAAUGUUCUCAGUCAAAUUGAUGAGAAUCUGGAACAGAUGAACACACUCAAGCGUGACAAGUGGGUGCAGGAGGGUGAGAUAAGGAAGAUGAAGGGUCUACAGGCGCGCACUCAAGCCCUCGCCAGCAUGGACUGGAAGCCGCAGUGUCUCGAUCAGCAGGCAGCAACAGCAAGCUCAUCCUCGCAGCCUAACACGCCCCGCAAGGAAGCUGCCGCCGUAAAGCCAGACCACGAUGAAGAGCCUGCUGAUAGCAAACCCAAGGAUGCUGCGACAGCAGACAGUGAGGAGACACGUGAUGAGGACGGUAACCAUGACGACGAUGGUCACCUUGGUGACAAGGAAGAGGAGGAGGAGGAUGAUGAUAAGGACGACGAUAGUGGAAAUGAAAGUGAUGCUUCUGAUGGAUGCAUUGCAGCAGAUGACCCUGAAGAAGAUAAUGACAAUGACAAGGAUGAUGAGGAUGAGACGAACGAUGCAAGCACGAAGUGUGCACAGGUUGUGAGUGAGAAGGAGCAGCAGGGUGAUGAUGAUAGCUCAAGGCAGGCUGCUGAGGCCUCGGCGGGCAAUGAGGAGGAGAAAAGCAAGCCAGAGGAAGCCUAUGCUGAACCAGUGCUCGAGGCCGCCGACCCAGUUAAAAUGCAAAAGAAGGUUGACAGACUAUGCAAACAACACAGACAGAUGAAGAACAAGCUGACUGCGGUGUGUCACUCGCUGCGUGCGACGUCGUUCGGGCAGGACCGCUACCGCCGCCGCUACUGGGUGCUUCCCUGCGCUGGCGGAGUCUUCGUCGAGGGGCUGGAGUCUGGUGAUAGUCGGGAGGAGCCUCAGGUGGCGACGGGGAAGGAGGAGGGCGGCAGCGGCAAGCAGGAGGAUGAGGAGGAGGAGGAGGCAAGCGUUGCUGUGAAGACGGAGGAGGACGACGACGAGGCAAGCAAUCUCUUCCUGCAGAAUCCGUGCGAGUGCGGCCGCUUCAGUGACUUCAUGCCAGAUGGCGCCGCCGCGCGGGACACCGAGGCGGGCAGUCUUUCAGCCGGCGGCGCAGGGCCGGCGUCCCCUGGUGGCAGCUACGUGGGCGUGCCGGUGUCGUUCCGCACCGCACAGCCGCUGAGUGCCGAGCAGCUACUCAGGAACCUGUCUGAACAGUCUUUCCAGCAUCCGUGGUUCAGUGUGCUGCCUCGCUUCCCCUGUGACGAGCGCUCGAUCACGCGGCCGCAGCCCUCGCCCGCGCGCCUCCCCGUGCCAAAGUACCGCGGCGGCGGGAGCUGCCGCACGCUGCGCAUGCCCGCAGGCUGCGUCUACAACGGCGCGCUGCCGCCGCGGCCGCCAUCGUGCACAGAGGGCGCCACAGGCACUGCCACCGCUCCUGCGAGCCCAGCGCAUCAGAUGCAAGUGCAUAGCACGCGAGAUCAUGCCAAUCCGAAGCCUAUUCCUAUAGAGAUGCAGCGUGGCUGGUGGCGCAUCACCGACCCCAACCAGCUGAAGAGUCUCGUCAAGUCGCUGCAUGUGCGCGGAGUGAGAGAGCGCCACCUGCUGAAGCAGCUGCAGAAGCACAUCGACUACACCUGCCAGUCCUGCAGCAAGGGCCGCAAGGAUGUCACUGACCUGGAGAUCACUGAGCGUGACCGUGAGAUCUCCCAGAGUGUGACGCGGGCGCCGGACGUGGAUGCUCGCGGCAGCUGUGACGCGGCGCGCUCGCACGACAUCGAGAUGGAGAUCCUCACGCAGGUGGAGAGACUCGAGGAGCGACUCAUUAAGGCCAGCAUGCAGAUCAAGGGCUUCAAACUGCUGCCGAAGGCAACGGAUGACCCCACCUUGCAAUUGGUACCAAGGAAGCUAGGAGAGGAAGCCGAGAGUGUCACGGUGCAGUGCAAGGAGGAGGUGAAGGAAGAAUCCACCACGGAGGUGGACUCUCCUAUGGAGACAGACUCAGUGAAGGAGGAGGAGGAUGCUGAGAAGACAGAGUCAAAACAGGAGGAGCCAAGCUCGGCGAGAACAACAGAGGAUGAAGAGGAAGAGGAGGGGAAUGAUGAUGAUGAGGAGGGUGGUGAAGACACUGAGGAGGAGUCAGGCAUGGAGGAGGAGGUCGGGGAGGAGAACAAGAGGAACGUUCAUGCGUUUCAGGUUGCCGUGCAGCGGCUGCAGAUGUUUGAGGCGGCGAUAGAGCGACGGUAUCUCCUGCCUCCCCUCGGCAGCAGGUGCGUCGAUACAGGCAACAAGACACCACCGCUAGCAUCGCAGAGUGUGGAGGAGGUGGAGGUGUCGCCAGGGCUGGCUGUGUGGAGGCAGGCACUGGCCGUUACUACUAACCCUGCCCAGCUCUACAUGUGCCUGAAGUUACUCGAUCAGUGCAUAGCCUGGGACAAGUCCAUCAUGAAAGUGUUCUGUCAGAUCUGUCGCCGUGGUGACAAUGAAGCUGAGCUACUGCUGUGUGACAGCUGUGACAAGGGUUUCCACACGUACUGCUUUCGACCAAAAAUGGUUGACAUUCCCGACGGAGAUUGGUUCUGCUACGAGUGCGUGUCUAAGAGGACUGGUGUACCGAUGUGUCUGGUGUGUGGCAAAGCAUUUGGUAAGAUGGCGCGCUGUCAAGGAUGUCCUCGUGCCUACCACCUCGACUGUCUCUCACCAGCCAUGGACAGGAUGCCGAGAGGACGGUGGAACUGUCCUGACUGCACGGAGAAGAAGCUAGCACGGAAGGGCAGGAAAAACAAGGAGAUGCGUGAUCGGGAGAAAGACAUGGUUGAUGACACGCUCGAUGACACGACAUCCACUAUCUCUGAGUGCUCAUUCUCCGCACCGCCAUCAGAGGGCACCAGCAGUGUCAAGUCAGCACGCAUAUCGAAUGGAUCACACGACUUCACUUUCUGCAAGGCAUUGCUCGUGGACAUGGAGAAACACGAAUGUGCGUGGCCGUUCACGGCAGCGGUCGACACGCGUCAAUUCCCGCAGUACAAGAAGGUCAUCAGGCAGCCCAUGGAUUUCCAGAUGAUGCGCAAUAAGCUGCAGAACAAUGUCUACAAGGCGGUAGAGGAAUUUGCAGAGGACGCCAAGCUCAUCUUUCGCAACUGUGAGGUCUUCAACGAGGAUGACAGUGAAGUGGGGCAGGCCGGACACCGGAUGCGCAAUUACUUUGAUAUGCGCUGGGGGGCACUGGUGGAUGACAGCUAAGCGGCUGCACAAACACUGCCGCCACGUGGCGACGGCAAUCAAAGCUGCACUGUGAUUGAUCAGUGUGCUCCCCCUACUGAGGAAACGAGGACCAAUGAAGACGCGUUUCUGCUUGUUAGCCGCAGAGCUGCACUGUGAUUGGUUAAUAACUGUGUCGGUGUAGCAGCCUAAUCUGAAGUGGAUGUUGAAAGGUUCUGCUGUGAGCGUUUCUUGUUCGAAUAUAAAGUAUAAACGAUGGUUGUUGCAAAAGAAAGAGGCGGAGAAGUGGCGACGAGACAUUUGUUUGUCCACUCUAUCACUGAUGCAGUCCUUGUACAUAAUAUUCUGCCAAAACCUUGUGAUAUAUUGAAUUAUUGAUAUAGCCAGCUGGUGUGAGCCAAAACUGUCUGCCCUAAAGCUCUUUUGUAUGUACAGUCUUUCCAUGUUCUGGUGUGUAUUGGCAGUUCUUAUAUGCCGAGUUAUGGUGUUAAAUACACACUGAUGUUAUAGUCAUGUAGUUCAAAGUACACCCUUCUGAUACUGCCACCUUAAUGUUGCCCCCCCCCCAUUUAUCGUAAUCACAUCAUGAUUACAAUGUGGCCCAAUAUAGGUGGCACUGCAAUGUUAAUUUGUGCAAAUGGUUGUGCUUUCAUUGUAUGUUGUCAGUCACACAGGGCACGUAGUUGCAGAGUUGUUGUGCUGUGGUUCUAUUGACGACCAACAUGUAUUAUAGGCAGACGUUUCGUUUCAAGCAGUGAACAUUUGUUACCACACCCCACAAGCAGCAGCUCGCAUAGUCGCAUUAUAGAUGGCCGACUUACUGCGUUGGCGUUGGCUAUAUGAAUGCGAAUCAACCACUUUAAAGCAUAGGUUCGCGAUUUCACAGAGAUAUAAAUCAAGGUUGUGGGUACUGUGACCUCUCUCUUGUCAGCAAUUUUACUGACUUAGGUUAGUUAAUAUGCCCCCCCCCCACCUCAUCACAUACACACCUCCCAGUCUUUUUGCCAGUUGAUUAUAAAAAUACGACAUGUUUGAUCACUUUGCAAGAUCUGCUUAACUAGUUGCACCAGCAUUUCGCUUGCUGGUGGGUAAAAUAAGGUAAAAUGCAAUGUUGAAGAGCCGUACGUACAUGUAAAUUUCCAGCGGCUUGGAUAUCGUCGGUGUGCCUUUGGUUGUGUAACAGCACCAUGUAUUGUGAUUAUCCAAAGUUACCUGGUUACUAAGGCUCUGUAUAGAACGUUUCGCUCACGCGUGAUGGCACCAAUUAUCGUUCGCUCCCUCUGGGGUUUGCAGUUUUGGGGAUUUUUCUAGGGCAAAAUCUCAGCCGUAGAUCACUAGACUCAUCCACCCCCGCUGUAAAACUGAUCAUGUCUGAGUAGAGUGACUGUGCAUUGUCGUGCGCUUGCAGGUCGCAGCACCAACUACGUGCAGGCAUGUUUACGUGAAUGCUGGGAUUGUGGAAGAGAACAGGGAUAGUAAGCCAUCUUGUGAAGAACGGUAGUAGAUGGAAACAGUGGUAGCAAGUUGUAUCAUGAACCUGCAUAGAGGGUGAGAACGUGGAUAGCGUGUUGUUGUGAAGGUGCAUAGAGAAACAGAGCAGUAGAAGCGAGCUGUCUUAUAGCUGUUUAACUUUAUAUAGUGGUGUUGAUCAUAUAUUUAUUCUCUAAGUUAUUUGUGCAGCGGUCUGCCUCUAUACCAUGUCCAGCCCUUCGUAGCCUCUCACCGCUGCAUAUAUUGUAUAUGACGAUAUGCUGUAUUUAUUGUUGUUGUUUUUUUGCACAAAGGAUAUAAUCAGUGGCUGUUCUGUUGUGUCAGGAGUACAGCAUUUAUCAACUGAGCCCCCUCUCCCUGCAUCAUAUGCCCACUGCAAAAUAGCUUGGCACACAUAUACGUGCACGUGUGGCUAACUAACAUUCCUCUGGAAAAUGUCCUAGUGGAGUGCAGAUAUGUUUCAAGAGCAUCUUCUUGGAAAUGCGGUUGAAAAAAAGCAUGAAUCUGCUGUGAUGUGGAAUAUAGCUCUAUUCUUGUUCAUGUUGUUUGCACGUGGUGCAUGAUUCUAAAAUUUUGAGGACCAAACUUAGCCGAGCCGUUGCAUCACAGUGCUUCUGAGCAGCUUAUCAGGCAACGACCAUUUUGUGUUAGUCGCCGAGAUGACAUUGUUUUGCACUUGUUUUUCCAUUCGUGGAUUUAUCAUGUGAUGUAGCAUGUGCACUGCUGCGUGUAUUAUUACACAAAACGUCCAUGUGGAAUCCCGACAGUGGAUUCGUCAUGACUCGACCAAAGUCAUCGCUUUAUACUUGCAUUUACAUGACCUAUCAUUGCUGCCAGCACUCGGCAGGUAUGUAUGCCUGCUGGGUGCGAAGGUCAGCAAUUAAUGGCAAGGGUUACGAUGGUGAGCUGCAGCUUUUAUUUCUGUAGUUACAGCUGCAUUCAGUGGUUGAGCAGUGCAGCGCUAAUAUGAACGCCUGUAUCAGUGUGUGGACGCAGCAGCAGCAUUGUGAGAAACACACCAACAGACAGCCUCCCACCACUCGCCACGAUUCUUCCACGACAAGUCUGCUAGAAGCGUUCUGUAGCCGUGUGCCCAAUUCACUUGUAUUUGACAUCGAACUGUGGCGACUUGUUUUGAAUAUGAUAAGUGGAAAUUGUGAGAAAUGUGUCUGUAGAUUUUGCAAAGCCGUUUAUUGUGUGCGUGUGUAAGUUGAGCAGUUUAGCUGGUCUUGUGUAGUAGGUGGUAGCAGUGUAUUGUAGCAUAAGAAACUUGUUGUACAGAUUGAACAAUUGAAGACAAUAAAUAAACAUUAAAUUACAUACGG
Molecule: messenger RNA, 9247 nt
Organism: Priapulus caudatus
Lineage: Eukaryota; Metazoa; Priapulida; Priapulimorpha; Priapulimorphida; Priapulidae
Product: bromodomain adjacent to zinc finger domain protein 2B-like
Exons: 35
Coding region: 30-6452 (2140 amino acids)
Molecular function (GO): DNA binding; protein binding
Source: RefSeq, a predicted model, not a curated record